CUAUCUAUGCGCCAGUAGCUCAAAGUUUCUUCCGUGUGUUGCUAGGAGACGCGUCAAACAAAAACGUUUCCAUGGUAACCCACCAUCGCAACCUCUCCGCUAAGCAGUUGAAGAAGAAGUUAAAGAGUUAGAAGUUGUUAUCAUGGCUCUGCCGACUCUAGCAGGAAACUCAGCCAACGUUCAGCUAGGGAAGGAGAGAUUUCACAAAUCCCACCAUUUCGACUUUUCCGGAGGAAUUCCCAUGCUGAUGGGGAUGGAGAAGGCUGGGAUUGGAGGAGAUCCUUUAGUCGGCCAGAAGAUCCCGUCCAAGUAUCCCGGCUUUCCCAGAGGAGAGGGCAGUGAUCGACCACCAUGGUUAGCCUUUGACCAACAGGUUCUCUGCUUUGAGGCGUUCUAUCAGGAAACUGUCCCCGAUGCAGAGCUGGAGAUGCAAAACAUCCGAAGGUGUAAGAUCUACUUCUACUUGGAGGACGGGACCAUCCAGGUGGUGGAGCCAAAAAGCAAGAACGGCUGCGUUCCUCAAGGAACUGUGAUCCGCCGCCACCGCAUUCCUCUGCCGGACCAGCACCAGUUCUACAACGUCUUCCACUUCAACAUCAACCAGGAGGUGGUGUUUUACGCUCGCACCUUCAAAAUAACCGACUGCGACUCGUUCACCAAGAACUUCCUGACCAACCUUGGAGUGCUGCUGAACGAGCCGACCGCAGCGCCGGAGCACCCUUUCAGGACGCUGCGUCAGAAGUCUGAGGACAGCAUGAAGCCUCUCAGGCAAAACCGGGACCAGUUCCAGAAGUUCCUCAAGAACGACGGGAAAAUCCUUCGCUUCCGCUGCUUCUGGGACGACACAGUGUUUGGAGACCAACAGGAGCUGAUCCUUCUCUACUACCUGGCUGAUGACACCAUAGAGGUCUUCCAGGUGGUUCCAAACUCAGGAAGACAACAUGUCCCCAAAUUCUUAAGUCGCAGCAAACUGCCAAAGCGCCCUCCGGUUCGAAUGAAGCUCCCAGGAGAAGCCACUGAUCCCUCUGUGCUCAACCCGUUGGCCCCCAUGACACAGGCAGCAUUAGUCAGCGGGGAGUUCUACAGAGACUCGGACCUGACUAUAGGAGCAGAAGUGAACAUCUGGGGGAGACGAGUGGUGAUUACUGACUGUGAUGAAUUCACCAAGGACUACUACCGCUCCAAAUAUGGCAUAGAGGAUUUCUCCCCCCUCCAGUACAAGGACCCUCCGCCCCCCAAACCAGCCCAGACGGUGCCCCCCUACAAUGGGUUCGGCUCCGAGGAGGAUUCCCUGAACUCCUGCCAGGGCCUGCUGCCCCAACGGCCCCGGAAGAAGAAGUUCAUGGAAGAAGAAAGAUGUGGCCUGAGCAGAUACCUGCUGAAUUUCCUUGCCAAGAUGGUGACCACGGACCCUGUGGACACGGAGAGGAGGUUCAUCAUCACCUUCUACCUCUCUGAUGACUCCAUCAGCGUGUUUGAAAAGCCACAGAAGAACUCAGGUGUACUGGGAGGAAAGUUUCUGGAGCGUCGGCGGGUUCUGAAACCGGGCCAGGAGCUGUUUAAGAGCGAGCCCUUCCAGUACCUCACAGCCCAGGAUCUGUACGUCGGAGCCUCCGUCUGCCUGAAAGGGGUGACCUUCCAGCUUCUGGAUGCUGACGAACACACCCUCAGCUACAUGGAGCAGCAUGAGCAGCAGUUUCCCAGAGCCAAUGCAGACAUCAUCCUCAGCAAAGUGCGCUCCUUUCCAGAGGACAAACACAGCCGGAUCAGGGAGUUUCUGGCCCUCAGCGACCCCACCAACACCGGCCUCGUCCCCUAUGAGUCCUUCAGAGGCUUGAUGAUGGACUGCGGGCUGUCGGAGCACGAGGUUCUGGUCCUGGCGCGGCGCUUCUCUGAGCGCCAGGAGCCUGAGGCGGACGUGGGCUUCAUGCUGGCUGCGGCGCAGCACUUCCUGAGGGUGAAACCGUUCCAGGACUUCCCUCUGCUGGCGGACCUCUUCAUGUACCACGACAGGCAGAAAUCUGAUCAGAUGAGUCUGUUUUCACGUAGAGGAGGCCGUCUGUCCGCCAAGGAGGUGAGGACCAUCUGUAAGGCCGUCCAUCUUCCCCUCCCAGAGAGCCUGAGGGAAGGCCUCCUCAUCAAGUUCACAGAUGGAGACGGGAUCGACUACCACGCCUUGAUUGCUGGGAUCGACUGGCUGAAGCACCCAGCGCCUCCAGUGAGGCCCGAGGACACGCUGAAGUUUGAGCUGAACCUCAGGCCAGAAGCUGAUGGAUCUGCUCUGAAGAACAUCAAAUACUCGGACCUGCUGAAGGACGUCCUCAGCUUCACCAGCAUCAGGGAUCCUGGACCUGCUGCCUCCACCUAAAGCUGCGCUCUGGGUUCAUCCUGCUGAGAUGUGAACAUUAAACGUUUGUUGUGUUGUUUGAGACUCUAUGCUGGAACAUCUGUGCUUCAGGGGAGAAAAUAAAAACCACAGAUAGAAACCAGA
This is a messenger RNA of Cyprinodon tularosa, 2491 nucleotides long. RefSeq names its product EF-hand domain (C-terminal) containing 2 (gene efhc2). Gene Ontology annotation, cellular component: microtubule. Lineage: Eukaryota; Metazoa; Chordata; Actinopteri; Cyprinodontiformes; Cyprinodontidae. Gene Ontology annotation, biological process: regulation of neuron projection development. The transcript is spliced from 15 exons. The record is from RefSeq and is a predicted model, not a curated record. Bases 143 to 2368 code for a protein of 741 amino acids.